AUGGUACCACCAAUAGCACAGAACCGCAAACUUCUCUCCAACCACCCGGAUAAGGUCCGCAUGCUUGUUCUCGAGACCGAUGAGACACACCCCGAUACUCAGAAAGAGACUGGUUCCUUUGGCGUUGUACUGGGCGAACUCCUUAAGAAGGCUGGAGACGAGCAUGAUCCGCAGCUGGGCAUUGAGACGGCUAUGCAAUAUGUUGUUGAGCCAGAGGGUGGCAAAAUACCGACACUAGAAGAGAUUCAAGACGAUGUACACGCUAUUCUAAUCACCGGUAGUUGUUGGGAUGCACAUGGCGAUGACCCAUGGAUCUUGAAACUAAUGCAGUUCAUCAGAGAUGUCUGGCAAAAUCGCCCCGAUAUCCGCUUUACAGGAAUCUGCUUUGGCCACCAGAUUCUCUGCCGUACACUAGGUUCUACCGUGAAACCAGAAAAGAACGGCGAGUGGGAGCUGUCACACCACCCGAUCGAGCUUAUGAAAAUCGGCCGCGAACUCUUCAAUCUGCCAGAGACCGAGACCAAGAUCCACCUUCAACAGAUGCACUUGGACCAUGUUGUUAAUCCCCCUUCACCGGAAACAACAGACUUGCUGCCAAAGGGUACUAAAGUACAUGUUUGGGGCAUGAGCGAUCACACUGGCGUUCAGGGCGUGUAUAUUCAAAAGAGAUUAUUCACCACGCAGGGACAUAUGGAGUUUGAUGAGAAACUUGUCAAGAGACAAUUGGAGAUGAGGGUAGACAGCGGCAGUGUGAGCAAGGAGGAGGCUGAUGAGGCUGCUGAAAGAGCUGACUGGAUGCAUGAUGGAUUGGUUGUAGCCAAGGCUGUGCUGAGGUUCUUCCACGGCGAUGACGAUCAAUACGAUUAA
This is a messenger RNA of Bipolaris zeicola 26-R-13, 867 nucleotides long. RefSeq lists its product as uncharacterized. Gene Ontology annotation, cellular component: cytosol; nucleus. Bases 1 to 867 code for a protein of 288 amino acids. The transcript has 2 exons. The record is from RefSeq and is a predicted model, not a curated record. Lineage: Eukaryota; Fungi; Ascomycota; Dothideomycetes; Pleosporales; Pleosporaceae.